AUGUUUCUGGACCUGCCCCAACCCAGCAUUUCUCAGCCAGAACCUCGGGACUUCGACUACAAACCGCGGAGCCGGGCAGCUAGUGCGCCAGAUAGGAGGAGGAACUCCGCCUCAGACUUCCUGACCUCUGACCAUGUUCGGGUCCGCAAACGCGCGGCAAUGCGAAGAGCCAGAGCUUGCGCAACAGGUAGCGAGCUGGCCGCAGACGUCAAUGGAUCUGGUUAUCAGAGAGCUGAGUGGUCUUCAGAGCUGUGUCAAAAUGGCACGCCGUUUGCUGUACUCGUGCAGCAGCUGGAGGCAGAACAGCAUGACUGUGAAUCGCCCGUUGUCCAAGCACUGCUACAUGAAGUUUGUGUGGCAGCAGCAGAUGAGCGAUCGAAGAGGCUUUUGUGUAGAGCUGGCCUGCACAAGACCCUUGCCAGCCUUCUGUUCAGUGUGGCCAGUUGCCGGAGGCACGAUUUGGCACAAGCAGCGUUGUGCAGCCUUUGGAACCUGGCCGGUCCCAUGGACCUGCGAGCAGAAGUUGCGCAGACUUGUGUAGCCCAUGCCCUGGGAGACACCGUGGAACGUUUGGGUGCCUCCCUGGAGAUCCUGGAAUGGACUGCGCGUGUUGCAUGGCUCCUUGCGGAAGAUCCUUCGGCCGCCGAGGUUUUGGUAGCUUGCAAUGUCCCAGAGGUCUUGGAGCGCGCAGCUCCUGGCCCAGAAAGCCCUGAGGUUCAACGCUGGGUCAACCGGGCCGUUUGCCGGAUGGUGCAGUCGUUAGACUAG
This is a messenger RNA of Symbiodinium pilosum, 768 nucleotides long. NCBI's taxonomy places the organism in Eukaryota, Dinophyceae, Suessiales, Symbiodiniaceae. The record is from the annotation of a GenBank genome assembly.